CAAUGUGGGUAGGUUGCAAAGGAAAGAAUCAAGAUGGCGACAGAACUAGAGUUAGCCGAAGAAAUGUCAAAUUCCUCGCCAGAACGAGCGAUGGAGUUGCUUUCUUCUAUAGUAAAACGUGACAUUCAAGCCGGAGACGAAGAGGGGAUCAAGAUGAAGGAGCAAGCCAUUCUGAAUCUUGGAAAAAUGCUUUCAAAGCACGGAAAAGCAGAAGAGCUUGGAGGACUUAUCAAGUUCAUUAGACCAUUUCUUAAAAUGGUAUCAAAAGCAAAAGCAGCCAAGCUUGUCAGGAACUUAGUAGAUGUAUUUCUUGACAUGGAAGCAUCAACAGGAAUGGAGGUUGAACUCUGCAAUGAGUGUAUCGAGUGGGCCAAAGAUGAAAAAAGAACAUUCCUCAGACAAGCCCUUGAGGCAAGACUAGUGGGUUUGUAUCUUGACACCAAGGACUACUCAAAAGCGUUGCAGCUAGGUUCAAAACUCUUAAAAGAACUUAAAAAGCUGGAUGACAAGGCUUUACUUGUUGAAGUACAGUUGUUGGAGAGCAAGGUGUAUCACAACCUCAGCAACAUUCCUAAAUCCAGGGCUGCCCUUACCUCAGCAAGAACAACAGCAAAUGGAAUUUAUUGCCCUCCUAAACUACAAGCAUCAUUAGACCAACAGUCAGGGAUCUUACAUGCUGAAGAGAAGGACUUCAAGACUGCAUACUCUUAUUUUUAUGAAGCAUUUGAGGGAUUUGAUUCCAUUGAUAACCCAAAGGCAGUGUCUGCAUUAAAAUACAUGCUUUUGUGCAAGAUCAUGCUUAACAGUCCAGAUGAUGUGCAAUCAAUUAUAAGUGGUAAACUGGCUUUAAGAUAUUCUGGAUCACAGUUGGUUGCAAUGAAGAGCAUUGCUAAUGCAAGCCACAACAGAUCCCUGUCUGAAUUCCAACAGGCACUCAGCACAUUCAACCAGGAGCUGACUGAGGAUCCUAUCAUAAGGACUCAUUUAGACGCUUUGUACGACAACUUACUAGAACAGAACCUUAGUCGAAUUAUCGAGCCUUUCGCUCGCGUUCAGAUCGAACACGUGGCCAGUCUUAUCGCUCUAUCACUGAAUGUGGUAGAAAAGAAACUUUCCCAGAUGAUCCUUGACAAGAAGUUACAUGGAAUCCUUGAUCAAGGUUCCGGAGUGCUGGUCGUGUUUGACGAAACGCCAGUGGAUAAAACGUACGAGAACACGCUGGAAUUGAUUCACGAAAUGGGAAAAGUUGUGGAUGCCUUGUACAGUAAAGCCAAGAAGCUUCAAUGACGCUGUCAUUAUUUAUACCAUUUAAAAUGUCUAGCUUGAGUUUUUCGUUGUAACAAUUGAAAUAAGCCUUUGAAAUAAAAAUAUUAAAAGAAUUUUGAAAUUUUGUGUUAUCAUUGUUUGGAACUUACCAGCUUAUGAGUGUGUUAGAUCCCUGAGCAAGCGUUUCAGAUCGGUUCGAGAGCUGACUCGGAAGAGUGUUGGGCCAGGCACUUUUCUCUCACAGUGCCUCUCUCCACUAGGGAGGAAACACAUUUAUUAAAACCUAAGAUGUACAAUAAAUCAGGGUGCUCUUCGUUCAUGACUAAUGAGAACUUAGAUAAGCAUCCGGGAUGCAGAUAUAAUUUUUUAAGAAGAUUGAAACUUGAAUCAGUGUAUGAAACUGAUUACAAUGGAGAGGUGUACAUGUAACUCCGGCAUAAACGGGGUAAAAUUGUUAAGGAUUACACAGGUUGGGAUGCGGGUCCCGCGUUAACGGGAUUUUCUAAUAUAAGAAAAUGUAUGGGCGUUUCGCCGGGACAAAAAAGAGUGGCCGAAAUAACGGUCCACUGUAUUUUCAUUGAACCUUGCGCAGGCGUGCCGUCCAAACCCUCUACCCCACUCCCGAUGCGUACAAUUCUUGUCCUAUUCUAGAUACAAGGCCCUCUCGGAUAAAAGCAUCACAGACGGCCAUCUUGUUACAUCGAAACAUCGAACCGGCACGUAUACAUUCUCGAGCCGUUACAUCGCAAUCGAAGGAAAUGAACAAGGUGAAAAAGGGCUACGAAACAAGGAUACAACAAGAUUUGCUAACUGACGCUAUUUUAGGCAAAAAUAGGAUCAAACUGUACCAGCAACACUUCCAA
Molecule: messenger RNA, 2129 nt
Organism: Orbicella faveolata
Lineage: Eukaryota; Metazoa; Cnidaria; Anthozoa; Scleractinia; Merulinidae
Product: 26S proteasome non-ATPase regulatory subunit 11-like
Molecular function (GO): protein binding
Source: RefSeq, a predicted model, not a curated record